UUCCACGGCCCCCCGGCGCUCCGCAUACCUUUCCGGACUGUGCAGAGCGAGGAGUGUCCCUCGCUGGCUCCGGUGGGUGUGCGCUUUUAACUGUAUAUAAGCACCGGCUGCUCACACAUUUUGCAGAUAAAGAGUUUUGAGUGCAAAUUAACUGACAGCAUGGCGACCGACAAGAAGGCACCUCUGGGCUCCAUCGAGAACCCGAUCAAGUUCAUGGAUCAGGACUUCAAGACUCUCCUGGAAGAGUGUCUGAAGUCCGGAAAGCUGUUUGCUGAUCCAACCUUUCUACCUGAGCAGGAGUCCAUCGGUAUCCCGGAAGAUCUGGAUCCAAAAAAAGCGAUCAAGUGGCAGCGACCUAAGGAAAUCAGUAAGAAUGCUGUGUUUGUGGAGGGCACGACUGGGACCACUGACAUCUGCCAGGGCCAACUGGGUAACUGUUGGCUGCUGGCGGCCCUGUCAUGUCUCACCAUGCACCCCAAACUCUUUGUGAAGGUGGUGCCACCCAACCAAAGCCUGUCCAAGCCUUAUGCAGGGAUCUUCCAUUUCAGGUUCUGGCAGUAUGGUGAGUGGGUGGAGGUGGUUGUGGAUGACAGGCUGCCAGUUCGCGAGGGCCGUCUGCUUUUCAGCUACUCUGACACCCGCCACGAAUAUUGGAGCGCCCUGGUGGAGAAGGCCUAUGCCAAGUUAGUUGGAUCCUACGGAAGCCUGAAGGGGGGCAACAUUUCCGAGGGGAUGGAGGAUUUCACAGGAGGCAUCGCAUACUCGAUGAAGGUCUCAUCUCGCACCCCUCGAGUCCUCUGGAGGUCUCUGACAGCCGCCCUGUCUCGAGGCAGCCUGCUCAGCUGCUUCAUCCAGGCCAGCAGCGCCCGUGAGAUUGGUAAAGUGACAGGAGACGGGCUGAUAAAGGGCCACGCUUACGCCAUCACCGACACCGACAAGGUGACGAAAGCGUCGGAGGAGAUUUGGUUGCUGAGGCUGAGGAACCCCUGGGGUUUUGUCGAAUAUCGUGGUCCCUGGAGUGACAAGGGUAAGGAGUGGGAUGACGUGGUCAAAGCAGAGAAGGAAAGGAUUGAGCUGAAAAAGAAAGAAGAUGGAGAAUUCUGGAUCAGUGUCAAGGCUUUCUGCGGCCUGUUUGACAUCGUGGAGCUCUGCAGUGUGAACCCUGACACUCUUGAGGAGGGAAACACACCUGCUUCUCCUGCCUCCCAGUCUACCUGGACCAUCAGUGAACAUGAAGGAUUGUGGGUAACGGGAAGCUCUGCUGGUGGUAGCCGCAAAUACCAACGAUCGUUCUGGAAGAAUCCUCAGUUCCAGCUGGUUCUCACGGAGCAGGACCAUCCAGAAGAGGAAGAUGAAGAUGACGAAGAUGACGAAGAUGAUGAAGAUGACGAGGAUAAUGAGCCGAUGACCCCAGAGGAGAAGAAGAGAGCAGGGAAACAGAAGCAGAAAGCCAAACAGUGCACCGUGCUGGUGGAGCUGAUGCAGAAAAACCGCAGGCAGAAGGAUAAUCUCAACUUCCUCUACAUCGCUUUCCUCAUCUACAAGGUCACAUCACAGCUUCAGGGUGCGUGUCUGAGCCGCAACUUCUUCAAGACAAAUCGCCCCGUGGGUCGCUCUGGGAAAUAUAAGGCUCAGAGGGGUACGUGGAGGAAAUUGCAUCUGGACCCGGGGAACUACAUCAUCGUGGCGUCCACAUAUCGACCCAACCAGUCCGCAGAGUUCUAUGUCCGCAUUUUCUCCAAGACUGAAAACUAUCUGGGGACUCAGGACUUUACCUGCUCCUCUGGCUUACUCCCGGUUAUGGCAACUCCCGUCUCCCCGGUGGAUCGAAUGAGAGUUCAGAAGACUUUUGAUGAGGAUGCUAGCCCAGAUGACAGACUGAACGCCAAGGAACUCAUGAAGCUGUUCAACACAGCUCUUGACAAAGAUUACCAUCUGCCACUGGAGACGUGCCGACAGCUCAUCUUCGGAGAGGAUACUAAAGGGCGCUCCAGUCUCAGCCGUAAACAAACAGAGACCCUGCUGUCCAGUCUACGCCAUCUGCAGUCCAUCUUUUUCCAGUUCGAUGAGAACUCCUCUGGGUCCAUGAGCCCCUUUGAACUCAGCACAGCGCUGCAAGCUGUUGGGAUGCAGUGUGAUAGCAAGGUAGUUAAUCUGCUGUCUGAGCGCUUUGCCUCCGGAGAGCUUCACAUGCCCUUCCAUGGCUUUGUGUCAUGUGUCACCAGGAUGCAAAAACUUUUCGCUCUGUACGAAUCAGAGACCAGUCAAGAGGUGAAAGACAGAGGGAUCAACAUUUGGCUGCUUCAGUUCCUGAUAUUGUGA
Cottoperca gobio is the source of this 2322-nucleotide messenger RNA. It is a transcript of the gene capn12, whose product is annotated as calpain 12. Gene Ontology annotation, biological process: proteolysis; negative regulation of apoptotic process. Lineage: Eukaryota; Metazoa; Chordata; Actinopteri; Perciformes; Bovichtidae. The record is from RefSeq and is a predicted model, not a curated record. Gene Ontology annotation, molecular function: calcium-dependent cysteine-type endopeptidase activity; calcium ion binding. Gene Ontology annotation, cellular component: cytoplasm. The transcript has 21 exons. Bases 160 to 2322 code for a protein of 720 amino acids.